Schistocerca gregaria is the source of this 2155-nucleotide messenger RNA. RefSeq lists its product as uncharacterized. The record is from RefSeq and is a predicted model, not a curated record. The coding region runs from base 392 to 1945 and encodes 517 amino acids. NCBI's taxonomy places the organism in Eukaryota, Metazoa, Arthropoda, Insecta, Orthoptera, Acrididae. The transcript has 16 exons.
AGAUGGAAGUAAUGGACACAUUUAGAAGUAACUUCAGGAAUAUUUCAGGAAACUCUCUGGUGUAUGGAGCCGUAGGAAAAGUGACUCAGACUCCGUUCGUGAAAAUAAAGAGGAUGAAUCUAAAAGGAAGAACAGUAGUGGUGAUCUGACUCAGCAAGAAUGCCAAAUAUCACUUGAGAACAGGUCACAAGAGUACAAGAAGGAAGCUAUCUGUUCACUAGCUUCUUAUGUAAAGAGUGCAGCACUUAAAUUACAGCAAGAAAAGUCUCAGCUUAGGAGGGUACAUUAUGAACUUCAAAAUAUCGAGGAAAUUUGUAAACAGCUGGUCCAGUUCAUUGUCGAAGACAGAGGGGCUCAUUGGAGAGAUUAUGAGGCAUUAUUCUUGCUAUUCAUGGUAAUGGUUAAACCACUGUUCCACCGAGUUUUGCAAUAUGAAGAAUGCUCAGUUAUGAUCAAAGCAAUUAAAAAAUUGAAAGAAUAUAUCGAUGAAAUAAUGCUGCAUGCCAAGCGCAUUAUAGGAUUUUUUUCAAAGGGAGAACAUGAAACAUUGGAAUUUUUUAUGAAGACUAGCAAGGAAUGGCUGUGCUACUUUGAUGGUGAAGAUAAGUCAUCAAAAACAUGUGACCAGUACCUCCCAGAUGAUGAGGAUAUACAUUUGAAAUAUAGUUACUUAAAUCGAAGACGCGGAAAAGAUCAAACAGAUGAUACUAAAGAAAAAUUUUUGGUGAGAAAUAAAGAUGAAAGAAAACACAACAAUAUUGAAGAUGGUCAUACAAGUAACCACAGUCACGUAAAACUUGAAGAGUACCCUUUUAAGCAUAUUAUUCCAUAUUUUAUGAAGACAGAACACCCUCCAGACCCAAAAGGCCAAUUCAUGAAGUUUUAUCAUGAGACAAAAGCCUACAGUGAGACCUCGCAAAAGCUAUAUAUGCUUCAGACAUUGAUGAUUUAUAUAGUUGACACACAGAAGAAAGUAAUGAAAGAUGAAGCUCGAAUAUUCCAAUUACGUGAUGACUUUGAAAAUAUUGAAGAAGCCCUGAUUCAGGUGAUAGAUUUCAUCUGCAAAGAUAAAGGAUCCAGUACCACGCACAUUUAUGAGAACAAGUUGUUGGAAAUUAAGAAGGUGACACAACCUAUGUACUGCCAUGUUGUUCAACAAGAGGAAUGGCCUAAGAUGAUGAGACUGAUGAGAAUAAUGAAAUCACUGUGUUAUAGAUUGGUGUUUCGUAUUCAACAAUGGCACUUUCUCAACAUAUUUUCACAAGAGAUGAUUGCAAGAAUGAAAAUACAUCUGGAUGAUGUAUCGGAUUGGAUGGUAGAUGUAAGCAACAAGAUCAGUGCAUUUGAGACAUGUGAACGCAUUGAAGAAUCACAAAGAUUGAACAAUUUACUCCCGAACCAUGAGGCCCUAUAUUCAAGAAUUAUCAGAAGAAUACAGAAACUCAAGGAUAACGAAAAUGAUGACCUAGAUGUCUGGAUGAGCUGCCUCUAUCAUCGUGACCUCGGCUUUACCAGGCCAGUCAUUGAUGUGGUCCCAAAUGCUAAUGAAUUGAGCAGUGAUGAUGAUUCAAGCUGUGAGGGUAUGACUGGUUGGUGGAGGUCAGCGGAAGUUGGUGUCACCUCAGAGAUGACAUCAGCUAGUGUGGACAGUCACACCAUCAAUGCUUCACACUGCUGUUCUCAUCCAGUUUCAAUUGGUGACCUGCGAGCAUUGGAUCCUUCAGUAACAGGCAAUAAAGAAACUGGAGCUGAUAAAAAGAACACAGGGCAGGGAGAUACAUUUGUCACCGAGAAGAUGGAAGCAAAACCUUCAGAGAACUCUGUCAGCAAUAUUGUUCUGGAGAUUGUUAAGUCAGAAAAAUGUCAUAUGCCAUUAGACAUGACAGUAAUAAUGUGGCUCUGUGCCCUGUUUUACUUUUGGAAACAUUUAUCAGGACUUGAUUAAGAUACAAUUUUGCAGCGAGAAGGAAUUCAAAACAUCAUUCUAGAUAUGCUGGAGAAAGAGAUGAGCAGCACUUACGAGCCCGCAACGAACUUCCCAGACCAUUGCCUGUGUGGAGUGGGAGGCAAAAAAUCUUCAUCAAGUAGCUUUGUGUAAUCACAUUCCAAAUUUGAGUGAACCUUACUGUCAACUUAUUCAAGAAGAUUUUGUUUU